GAGCGAGUGUCUGGAGGGGAAGGACUCGGGAACGCGACCAAACCGAGGAGGGAUCGAUCGGAUUAAACUCGAUUCGAGUGAAAUUAACACAAAGGAGAGAGAGAAGAGCGACGCACACUAGUCGGCGUGGUUUGCGGACGCGACACGCGCCGGAGGGAGGAGAAAUAUUUCAUGAAAGAGACGAAAAACUUGAACUUUUUGUGUUAUUUUUCUUUUUUUCCCCUCUCACUCCGUCUGUUUAUUUAUUUUUUUCAAACCGUAAAAAGGGACCACGGUGGAUUUUUCUUGCAAGCGGAGACACUAACGCCACCAACACGGAGUUGGAUUUGAUAGAAAAGCCCUGAAGCUCACCGGGAACUGUAAUGAGGAUGAUGGAGCAACAAGCUACAAAUUAGCAUCUGGCUGGUUAGCUUCUCCUUGCACAACACACCUAUUCAUCUCAUCCCCUCCAUCUGUGGGCCCCCCACCCACCCAUGGCGGACCCAGGGAUGUUGAGUCUAUUCGGGGACGAUGCAGGGCUGUUCUCAGAUGGAUUAGAUGGUUUAGGAGGCUGCUUUCCUCAGCAGCCGGCCCCUGGCCAGUCCAACCCUCUAGCUCAGCAGACUAAUCCCUCUCUAAACCACGAGCACCAGGGAAACAGGGGUUACCACCAGGGGAUGAUCCACAGUGCUGGUAAUGGCCCAGCACAACCUAAAUUGGGGCAAAUGUACGACCACAGCCCGUAUGGCUACGAUCAGUCUGGUGCCCCGGGAGGUCGAAUGAUGGCCCAGAAUGGUCCCAGCCAAGGGCCGCCAAAUGUGAAUGCGACCAUGAAUGGCAUCGUUUCCCACUACCAUAAUAAUCCAGCUAAUGCUAGCAACCCCCACCAUGGGUACCCAGGUGAUGCUGGGGGAGGGGGAGGAGCUGGUGCUGGUGGGGGUGCAGUUUGGGCCCAGCAGCAGCAGCAGCAGCAGGGCAGAUCAGCAUAUCAGCAGCCUUCAACGCAGCAAGGGGGCGCCCCCAAUCAGAUGGGAGGCUACCAGAUGUCUCAAGGCAACUACGGUGGUAUGCAAGGCCCACAGACACCCAACGCAGCUCGCAUGAACCAACACUACCCUCAACAGAGCAUGGCACACCCUCCUGCUCAGGACCCUUCUCACUAUCUGGGACAUGUCGGAAUGGGAGGAGCCCAAAUGAGACACCCACAGCCCCAGCCUCAACCACAGGGUUAUCCCAACAUGGGCCACACACCCCGAUACCCACACUCCCCCUCUCGGCAGCCAGCACAUACCCACCAGCACCAACAGGGCAUGGCAGGGUUUGGGGGAGCCCAGUACCCUGGCUAUCAGGCUCAGUAUGGAGCCAUUGGACCCGGAAUGGGCCCGAGUGCUAAUACUAAUGUCGGCACUAACACCAGCCAGGCCUUGGGAGCGGGACAACUUGGCCAAAGGUUUAACCAGGGACCAGGCCCAGCAACGGGUCAGCAGGGGCAACGCUAUCCCACCUCAACAGCACACCAAACCCAGCCCCUUCAAACCCAUUCUACCCCUAUGCAGCAGCAGCCUGGUCAACAGGGCCAGCCUUUGCACCCUUUAAACCACGCCCAGCACCCCCAGAAUGUGCCCCAGCCUCAAAAUCAGCCCCAGUCUCACCUUGCCCCCCCAGCUCAGGGAUCUUACCCCUCUCCCGCAUCUUUGUCCCCCAUGCGGGUUUUGGGUACCCCAACCCCUCCUCCCCAGCAGGUCAGACCCCCUAGCGCCGGCCUGCCUGUGCCCCCAGAGGUUGCAGGGUACACAGCCCUGCAGUCUCCACCCAAUCCAAUGCCUCACCCACAGAGAACUCCCCCAAACCCUCAACACCAGCAGCCCCACAACAUGCCCCCGAAUGCAGGGCAGAUGUAUCCCAGUAUGGGGCCUCAGCGUGGUCCACAAAUGGGUCCAAACAGGCCUCAGCUCCAGCAACAGCCAGGACCCCAUGAAGCGCCUGUCAGUCAGGGGGGAGACCAGCGUCUGCUCCAGGCCCAGCAGCAGACCUCUCGAAACGGGCAGCCCCUGCAGCCGGCACUCAUGGGUUUCCAGGGACCACCUGUCAGUCAGCACGGAGCCGCUGCGGCCUCAAACCAGGGUUUAGCGCCACCCACCCAGAACGCUCAAACACAGCACACACACCUGCCCCACCACCACCUGCAGAGCACACCCCCUCAACCCAACCAGGGAUCCAACCCAUGGGUGCCUACGUCUGUCGCCCCCCAUCCUCUCUCCUCACCCCCUCUUACUCCACAAAAAGUGCCUCACAUACAGCAUUCCCCCACGGACCCGUCAGGCGAUGCCUCAAUGAUGGUUCCUGAAAGACUGACCGUUGGCGCUGGUUUGCCCAGCCAGCCUAUCAGCACAGAGCAGUCCAGCCAACAGGAGACCAAGCCAAAAAAGAAGAAGAAGAAGAAUAAAGCAAAAGUAGUGGAUGGAGAGCAAGACGAGGAAGCCAAGAAGGUGGCGAAAGGAGGAGCAGAGGAGGACUUUAAGUCGGAGUUUCCCAUAUUAGGAAGUGAUGUGGGUGAACAGGUUACUGGCACAGGAAUUGUAGAGGGAAGUUCACCAACAGUGGAGGAGAAAAAGAAGAAGAAAAAGAAACCAAAGGAGAAGGCAGAGGUCAAGGAGCCUAAAGAGCCCAAGACCCCGAAGACGCCCAAAACGCCCAAGACCCCCAAAGAGCCCAAGGAGAAGAAAGCCAAGAGCUCCACGCCCAAGACCAAGACCCCCAAGAAAACCAGCAGUAAGAAGGUGGUCGAGACGGAGGUUGGGGCUGGCAAUGCUAAGAAGGAUUCCAAGAGGAAGAGGGAGUCGUCAGUCAGCGAUGAUGUGGAGGUGAAGACUCCACCUCCGUCGCCUCAAGAAGAGGAAGAUGAUGACGGUGUACAGAAGCGCCGUUCCAGCCGGCAGGUAAAGAGGAAGCGUUACACCGAGGAUCUGGAGUUUAGAAUUUCAGACGACAGUGGAGACGACUCAUCAGCACCUAAAUCCCCGACUUCAUCUCAGCAACAGGAUGUGGCUGAAGCUGAGGGUCCCAUUGUGGAGAAGAUCAUGGGUCUGCGCACCUCCAAAAAACAGCUGGAGGAGGGGGAGGAAGUGGAGGUGGAGGAGUUCUAUGUCAAGUUCAAGGGCUUUUCGUACCUCCACUGCCGCUGGGCAGAACUACAGGAGCUGGAGAAGGACAAGAGAGUGCACCAGAAGAUCAAGAGGUUUAGGGCCAAGCAGCAACUCAACAGCUUUAUAACUGAGAUGGACGAUGAGCCUUUUAACCCGGACUAUGUGGAGGUGGACCGUGUCCUGGACAUUUCAGAGAGCACAGAUGAAAACGGAGAGAUGGUGACCUUAUAUUUGGUGAAAUGGUGCAGUCUGGCCUACGAAGACUCCACGUGGGAGCUGAAGGCCGACAUCGACCAGUCGAAGAUUGACGAAUACGAGCGCAUCGUGGCUCGCACACCCAACACUAAGAGAGUGGAUCGGCCUCCUGCAGCUGACUGGAAGAAGCUGGAGGGCUCCAGAGAUUACAAGAAUGCCAACACACUCAGGGAAUACCAGCUGGAAGGCCUCAACUGGCUGACUUUCAACUGGUACAACUCACGUAACUGUAUCUUGGCUGAUGAGAUGGGUCUGGGAAAAACCAUCCAGUCCAUCACGUUCCUUUAUGAGAUGUACUUGAAGGAAAUCCAGGGGCCAUUCCUGGUCAUCGCCCCGCUCUCCACAAUCCCCAACUGGGAGCGGGAGUUCAGGACCUGGACUGAGCUCAACGCGGUGGUCUACCACGGGAGCCAGGCCAGCCGCAAGACCAUCCAGGCCUAUGAGAUGUACUAUAGAGACGCACAGGGUAAAAUAAUAAAGGGAGUGUAUCGGUUUCAUGCGGUGAUAACAACCUUUGAGAUGAUUCUGGCCGACUGUCCGGAGCUUCGCAGCAUCCCGUGGCGCUGCGUGGUGAUAGACGAAGCCCACCGCCUCAAAAACCGAAACUGUAAACUACUGGAAGGGCUUAAAAUGAUGGAUAUGGAGCACAAAGUUCUGUUGACAGGAACUCCCCUCCAGAACACUGUGGAGGAGCUGUUCAGCUUACUCAACUUCCUGGAGCCAGAGAGAUUCCCGUCUGAACAGACAUUCAUGACUGAAUUUGGAGACCUUAAGACUGAAGAGCAGGUUCAAAAACUGCAAGGCAUUCUAAAGCCCAUGAUGUUGAGAAGACUGAAGGAAGACGUGGAGAAGAACCUGGCACCAAAGGAGGAGACCAUCAUUGAGGUGGAGCUGACCAACAUCCAGAAGAAAUACUAUCGGGCCAUUCUGGAGAAGAACUUCACCUUCCUGUCUAAAGGAGGUACAGGGGGAGGAGGAGGAGGUGGCGGCGGAGGAUCCAGUGUCCCCAACCUUCUCAACACCAUGAUGGAGCUGAGGAAAUGCUGCAACCACCCCUACCUCAUUAAUGGUGCAGAGGAAAAGAUUAUCGAGGAGUUCAGGGACUCCCACAUCCAUGCAACUGAGAUGCCGGACAUGGCCCUCCAGGCUAUGAUCCAGGCUGCUGGCAAGCUGGUGCUCAUUGACAAGCUGCUGCCCAAACUGAAGGCAGGAGGACACAGAGUCCUGGUGUUUAGUCAGAUGGUCCGCUGUCUGGACAUCCUUGAGGACUACCUCAUCCAGAGACGAUACCCCUACGAACGUAUCGAUGGCAGAGUUCGUGGUAACCUGCGGCAAGCAGCCAUUGACCGUUUCUCCAGGCCGGACUCGGACCGAUUUGUCUUCCUUCUGUGCACGAGAGCUGGAGGACUGGGCAUUAACCUGACUGCUGCAGACACCUGCAUCAUCUUUGACUCGGACUGGAACCCUCAGAAUGACCUGCAGGCCCAGGCCAGGUGUCACCGUAUCGGCCAGUCAAAGGCCGUCAAGAUCUACCGCCUGAUCACCAGGAACAGCUACGAGAGAGAGAUGUUCGACAAGGCCAGUCUGAAGCUGGGGCUCGACAAGGCCGUGCUGCAGAGCAUGAGUGGACGGGAAAACGCCAACAGCGGGGUCCAGCAGUUGUCCAAAAAGGAGAUUGAGGACCUGCUGAGGAAGGGAGCUUACGGGGCUCUAAUGGACGAGGAAGACGAAGGCUCAAAAUUCUGUGAGGAAGACAUCGACCAGAUCCUCCAGAGACGAACGCACACCAUCACCAUAGAGUCUGAGGGGAAAGGCUCCACGUUUGCAAAGGCCAGUUUUGUUGCGACAGGCAACCGAACAGACAUUUCUCUUCAGGAUCCAGACUUCUGGCAGAAGUGGGCCAAGAAGGCUGAGCUGGACCUCGACGCCAUGAAUGGACGGAACACACUGGUGAUUGACACGCCCAGGGUGAGGAAGCAGACGCGGCACUUCAGCAGCGUCAAAGAGGACGAGAUGAUGGAGUUCUCCGAGCUGGAGAGUGACGACGACGACGAGCCGAGCAGCAAACCGUCGUCUAAACCCAGGCGACCCCAAGAAAAAGCCCAGGGCUACCCCCGGUCUGAGUGCUUCAGAGUGGAGAAGAACCUGCUCAUCUAUGGUUGGGGGAGGUGGAGUGACAUCCUGGCCCACGGUCGCUUCAAGCGCCCGCUGAAGGAGGCCGACGUGGAAACCAUCUGCAGGGCACUGCUGGCAUACUGCCUGCUGCAUUACCGUGGUGACGAGAACAUCAAAAGCUUCAUCUGGGACCUGAUCACACCAAGUGCAGACGGGACCACCAAGACCCUGACCAACCACUCUGGUCUGUCCACACCAGUCCCUCGAGGAAGGAAAGGCAAGAAGGGAAAGACCCCGGCUCCGCCUCAACAGACUCCACGAGCUGAUUGGCUGGCCAGCUGUAAUCCGGACCAUUUACUGCAAGAGGAUAGCUACAAGCGACACUUGAAACAUCACUGUAACAAGGUGCUGCUCCGGGUGAGGAUGCUCUAUUAUCUACGACAAGAAGUUAUAGGUGACCAGGCCGAGCGCAUCCUGGAAGGAGCCGACACCAGUGAGCUGGAUAUCUGGAUUCCCCAGCCGUUCCACGCCGAGGUCCCGGCUGACUGGUGGGACAGCGAAGCCGAUAAAUCCCUGCUCAUCGGCGUCUUCAAACACGGCUAUGAGAAGUAUAACUCGAUGCGAGCCGACCCCGCCCUGUGUUUCUUGGAGAGGGUAGGCAUGCCGGACGCCAAGGCUAUCGCCGCUGAGCAGAGGGGCACCGACAUGAUGGCAGAUGGCGUUGAUGGUGAGGAUGACGAUCCAGAGUACAAACCAUUACGAAUCCCUUUUAAAGACGACAUGGAUGACUUCACCAACUCUCCACUGGAUGACAAAGACGACGCUGUAGAGGGAGAGACUGAAGGUGCCACAUCAGGUCAAAACGGUCAAGGUGCACCUACUGUAGGCGGAGCCUCAGGCGCCAACGAGCGGCUUUAUUGGCCGGCAGCGUCGGCUCUCACGGCCCGCCUGCGUCGCCUCAUCACGGCGUACCAGCGCUCCAAUCGGAGAGAACAACUCCGCCAGGAGGCCCUCAACCGGCCUGAUGGUCGCCGCCGCCGCCGCAGGGAGUUCCUGCCUACCAUCUCCAUGGUUACCGAGACAGGAGGAGGGGCCACUUACAUCCAAGAUGGCUCUGCGGUGUUCAUGACAGAAGGAAGCCCGUAUCUGACUAAAGGAAGUGCUUACUUUGCCAAAGGUGGACAGUUGAUAGCAGAGGCUUCACCAGUGAUGACCACCAGCUCCCUGAUGUCUGAUGGAGCCAUGUACUACAAAGAGAGAAGGCAAAGAUGGACUCGCCGUGAAGAGGCUGAUUUCUACCGCGUCGUCUCCACCUUUGGAGUCGUCUUUGACACCCAGCAUCAGAAAUUUGACUGGACACAGUUCAGAGCCUUUGCUCGACUGGACAAGAAAACAGACGAGAGUCUGGAGAAAUAUUACUACUCGUUUAUUGCCAUGUGCAAACGGGUCUGCAGAAUGCAGGUCAAGACUGAAACAGAACUCCCAGACCCGACCCUGAUCAUCGACCCCAUCACUGAGGAACGUGCCUCUCGUACCUUGUACCGCAUCGAGCUGCUCCGCCGCAUCCGAGAGCAGGUCCUUCCCCACCCCUUGCUCUCUGAGCGCCUCAAGCUCUGCCAGCCCUCCCCAGACCUUCCCGAGUGGUGGGAGUGUGGCCGCCAUGACCGCGACCUCCUCCUGGGGGCCUCUAAGCACGGCGUGAGCCGAACAGAUUAUCACAUCUUAAACGACCCUACGUUGGCCUUCCUGGAGGCCCACCAGCGCUUUACCAGCCAGCGAGGGACUGGUGUCAGCAUGGGGAUGAUGGGAGAGAUGACCAAAGCUGGAAUGGGAGCAGCGGAAAGCGCCGCUGCGCCGCUCCUCUCCGCCGCAGAGCUGGCGAGCGCCGCAGCCGCUGCCAAAAUUGCUGUCGAUGCAGCUAAAGAGGUGAAAACUGAGGAAGGGAAAUCGGAAAUGGAGGUGAAAAUGGAAACCGAGGAAGGAGAUGUCAGCGACAUUCCACUUGCCAAGACUGAAACUCCUGAUGAACAGAAGACAAACGAGGGAGAGGUCGGAAAAGGGAAAGAAGAGACUGCUGCUUCACCAAGAAAGGAGGUCAAGGAGGAGGAAGAGGAGACUCAGCCUAAAGUAGAAAAAGAAGAGAAAGCAGAGGUGAAAGAAGAGCCAAAGGGUGAAGAGGAGAAGACUUCCAAGCCGUCAGAUGAGGAAGAUCAAGACUUGGCAGAGGAGAAGAGACUUGUUGACUCUCAAAGGGACCAGGAGGAAACGACCACUGAGCUGUCGGGUCAUCUUGACACUUCUCCUAAAGCACAACCAGACAACAAGGCUGUGGAGGAGGAAGAGGGAGAGGAGAGGGAGAACCCCGAGUCUCCCAAAUCUCUGAAGUCAGCUGAUACAGAGAAGAGCCCAGAGGAGGAAGAGGAGGAGAGGAUGGAUGAAGAUGACAAAUCUGAGAAAUCCUCUCAGGCUGAAGCGAGCGCCGCAUCAGAGCAGAAGAACUUCGACGAGGAGAGCAUCGCGUCUCUGAGCACGUCGGCCCGUGACGAAACCAGAGAUGGAUUCUGCCCCGACGACCUGCCAGAAACGUCUGUGCUGCAGGCCUUACAGGAGCGAGCAUACGGCUUCUCAUUCUGGCCUAAGGAUCGAGUGAUGAUUAACAGGAUGGAUAACAUCUGCGACGCCGUCCUGAAGGGAAAAUGGCCCGUCAACAGACGCCACAUCUUCGACUUGGUUGGCAACAUGUUGCCGGGACAUAGUUCCUCAGUAACCACAGCAGCAUUAGCCACGGCAACGGACAGCCCGCUGCAGAGGCGGAGCCUAGCCGAGCUGACGAUGGCGGGCAUCCACACACCGUACAGCGCGAGUGAAGACAAAACACUAUCGACACAGGUUCAUGAGGGCGCUCUGAGCCUGACGUUACCCCGCCAGAGGAGGAGGAGAAGAAGAAAGAUUGAGAUAGAGGCGGAGCGGGCGGCCAAGAGACGCAACCUGAUGGAGAUGGUGGCUCAGCUGAGAGAGAGUCACUCUGCUGCUGAGACCCAGAGUCAGGCCAUAGACCUCACUAAGGGUAUGCACCAUCACCACAAGGCCUCGCCCUCAUUGGCCGGUUUUCCAAGUGCCCUGGUCGCAAGCCCCUCCCUCAAGGCCCAGAUGGAGUUGCUGCAACAAGCCCAGCCCUCUGGACAAAGAGCCAAUGGCUCACUGGAGGCGGAGCCGCCAAUCAUGAGGAGGAGGAGAGGCCGCAGGAAAAAUGUGGAAGGCCUGGAGCUGCUCUUCAUGGGCAACAAGAGAGCAGGAGGGGGCGUUCAGGAUGAUGCUGACGUGGCGGUUGUGGAGGCGGUUCAGGAAACCUCCCGUGCCCACAGGUCCAUCACCGUCCCUGAUCAGAGCCCCAGCGCCAGGUCUCUGGCUUCUGGAAGUCUGGAAGACGAAGACGCGGCAGUGUCGAACAAAGACCUGGGAGAGUGGCUGAGGCAGCACCCGACGUACACCAUGGACAUGACUGGAUACACACCAAAGAGUGAGGAGUUGCUUCUGUCUCAGUUCUCAAAGCCCAAGCAGAAGCGCCAUCGCUGUCGAAACCCCAACAAGAUCGACAUCAACACGCUGACCGGAGAGGAGAGAGUCCCUGUGGUCAACAGACGCAACGGACGCAAGAUGGGCGGGGCCAUGGCUCCACCAAUGAAGGAGCUUCCCAGAUGGCUGUUGGAGAACCCCGAGUUUUCCAUCGCUCCUGACUGGACAGACAUCGUCAAACAGUCGGGUUUCCUCCCCGAAGCCAUGUUUGACCGCCUUCUGACCGGCCCUGUGGUCAGGGAGGAGGGCGUCCGCCGCCGGGGACGACGACCCAAAUCCGAAAUCGCCAAAGCAGCAGCUGUCGCACAGGCAGCGGCCGCCGCUCAGGCUGCUCAGGCGUCACUGGCAACCGCCGCUUCAUCUGCAGGAGGCAUCAACCCACUGCUGUUGAACAGUCUGUUUGGAGGGAUGGACUUGUCGUCUCUCCAGAGCCUCCAGUCUCUUCAGUUGGCCGCUGGUCUCAUGGCCUUCCCUCCCGCCACCGACCCAAAGCAGGCUGCUGCCAGCGCCGCCGCCGCCUCCAUGCUGCCGCUCAUGCUGCCCGGAAUGGGAGGCCUGCCCAACAUGGCCGCCGCCCUCCCCAACAUGUUCAGCUUAGGUGGGCUGUUCGGCGGCAACCUGAUGACGGCCGCCGCUGCCGCCGCUUCCUCCAACUCCGGCGCCGCCAUCGCCGUGUCGGCGAACACAAACGGAACAACGGAGGGAGACGGCGGCGCGGCGUCAAAGAGGAAGAGGGAGGCGGAGGAGGGAGACGGGGGCGACGAGGAUGACGAGGACGAGGAUGACGACGAGGGACACGAAGGAGCAGGGAAGGACAAAAAGAGGACGGAGAAAGAAGGCGGGAAAUCGGGUAAUGAUGUCACUGCGGCUGCUGAGAUGCCAGCUGUUGACUCGGCCGAGGCAUCCAUCAACGGCGACGCCGCCGCCCUGCUGGCAGCUGCCGGCAUGUCCGCCAAUUCUCUGGCGUUCAACCCUUUCCUCCUCUCCACCAUGGCUCCCGGCCUCCUCUACCCCUCCAUGUUCCUCCCCCCGGGCCUCGGCGGCCUCAGUCUGCCCGGCUUCCCCGCCGCCUCCACCCUCGCAGAGCUGCAGAGCGCCAUGGCCGGAGUCCUGGGCGGAAACGCUGUGUCCUCCACUCCCCCGAGAGGCGCCGGGGCGGAGAAGAAGGGUCUAAAAGCUACAGUCGCAGCAGAGGAGGACGACGAGGACGAGGAGGACGAUGAUGACGGGAAGGAGGAGGGAGGAGAGAGUGACUUAGUUGAGGAGGUGGAGGAAGGAGCAGAGGAGGAGAUGAGAGACGAGGCUGACGAGGACGGAGGGAUGGGAGAAGGAGAGGAAGACGGAGAUGGAGUCUCCGCCGAAGGACAAGAGUGACUGAACAGCCCUGGGACAUUUCCUCACCUCUGACCUUCCACUUCCUGUCUCCUCCCGCCUCGUCACGUUUACACGCCUCCACCAGAAAUAUCCAAACUAUUAUGAAACCAGUUUCUUUACGUUGUUGUUGAUUAUUUCUUUCUCUCUUUUUUCUUUUUGGGCGGGUAUAUUUACUCUGCAUCUGAGAGGAUGAAGUGUGUGUGUGUGUGCGCGCGCUCGCUUGUGUGUGUGCAUGUGUGUUGUAGUCAGGGAAAAGUCCUCGCAGCCGCUCGCUCAGAGUCCGGCUCCUCCUCUUUAAAGACUGUUGUUUUUAUUUUUAUUUCUAUCUGUUUCUGACAAACUUUUUCUUCCUCAAUCCCUCAAACUAGGACUUUCACGAGGUUCCAAUAGUGCUAUUAUUAUUAUUAUUAUUAUUGUUUUUGUUAUUAUUAUUGCUGCUUUCAGCUCUGUCGUUUCGAUUGUUUUGUUUU
This is a messenger RNA of Solea senegalensis (Senegalese sole), 10915 nucleotides long. RefSeq names its product chromodomain helicase DNA binding protein 7 (gene chd7). Gene Ontology annotation, molecular function: ATP-dependent chromatin remodeler activity; ATP binding; protein binding. The record is from RefSeq and is a predicted model, not a curated record. The transcript has 41 exons. Bases 474 to 10445 code for a protein of 3323 amino acids. Lineage: Eukaryota; Metazoa; Chordata; Actinopteri; Pleuronectiformes; Soleidae.